Messenger RNA from Juglans regia (Persian walnut), 1821 nucleotides. RefSeq names its product cysteine proteinase COT44-like. Gene Ontology annotation, cellular component: lysosome. The coding region runs from base 451 to 1590 and encodes 379 amino acids. The record is from RefSeq and is a predicted model, not a curated record. Lineage: Eukaryota; Viridiplantae; Streptophyta; Magnoliopsida; Fagales; Juglandaceae. The transcript is spliced from 4 exons. Gene Ontology annotation, molecular function: cysteine-type endopeptidase activity.
UCUGAUCUAAGCAAAGACGUCCAGCGUGGCAAUAUUUCAUUUGCUGAAAUUGGAGGCUCUCACUUAACUUCCCCAACUCCUCAGUAUUGAGGUUCCGUAACUACUCGCAACUGCCGGGCUUCUGCUUCGCCUUGUAUUUCUAAUGUCCAACGAGAACCCACGAGGCCACAUGGUGUCGCAGUUCUGUGCCCCUGUUUCAAGGAGUUAGGUCCCCUCUCUCUCUCUCUCUCUCUCUCUCUCUCUCUCUCAAUACCCAUGAAUCAUUCCAGGAUAUUUAACAAAUUCAGCUUUUCUUUUCUUGCGAGUAAUUGUGUAAUUUUUUUUCCUGGUUGGUAAAUCCGUUCUCUAUAUAAGCUCGACCCCACCUUACAUUCUUCAUCAAACACCCGCUCCUUUGUUCUCUUCUCCUGUUCUCCCAGAAAAAUAGCCCCCAACCGAUUUUCUUCCACCAUGGCAAACAUGUCCGUAGCCAUCAGCACUCUUCUCUUCCUCUUCUUUGUUUCCUCUUCCGCCUCUGACAUGUCCAUCAUCAGCUACAACAACGAAAAUCACGAGCAACCGACUAGGCGAACCGACGCCGAGUUGAAGGACAUGUACAUGUCAUGGCUGUCUAGGCAUGGGAAAGCUUACAAUGGGCUGGGAGAGAACGAGAAGAGGUUCGAGAUUUUUAAGGAUAAUCUGAGGUUCAUCGAGGAACACAACUCCCAAAACCGCACUUACAAGGUUGGCUUGAAUCGUUUUGCUGAUUUGACCAGCGAGGAGUACCGUGCCUUGUACUUGGGCACCAGGACUGACCCCAAACGAAGGGUCAUGAAGUCCAAGAACCCCAGCCAGAGGUACUCUUUUAGAGCCGGUGAAAAGUUGCCGGCGUCCGUGGAUUGGAGGGUGAAAGGUGCUGUUAAUUCUGUCAAGGAUCAAGGAAGUUGCGGAAGUUGCUGGGCGUUCUCUACCGUGGCAACGGUGGAAGGCAUAAACCAAAUCGUCACCAGCGAAUUGAUCUCUCUAUCAGAACAAGAACUUGUGGAUUGUGACAGAGAAUACAACGCCGGGUGCAACGGAGGUCUCAUGGAUUACGCGUUCGAGUUCAUUAUCAACAAUGGAGGCAUGGACACCGAAGCAGACUAUCCUUACCAAGGCGUUAACAGCAAAUGCGACACGGCCAGGAAGAAUUCAAAGGUAGUUAGCAUUGAUGGGUACGAGGAUGUCCCACCCUAUGAUGAGAAUGCGUUGAAGAAGGCUGUGGCGCAUCAGCCUGUGAGUGUUGCAAUUGAAGCCAGUGGCAGGGCUCUACAGCUCUACGAGUCGGGUGUAUUUACAGGUGAAUGUGGAUCAGAGCUAGACCAUGCAGUGGUUGCAGUUGGAUAUGGCACGGAGAAUGGGGCGGAGUACUGGCUUGUGAGGAACUCCUGGGGAACCAACUGGGGUGAGGAUGGAUACAUCAAGAUAGAGCGCAACGCCGUUGGCACGUUUACUGGCAAGUGUGGAAUUGCAAUGGAGGCCUCCUAUCCCAUUAAGACUACUCCCCAAAACCCAAAUAACCCUUACAGUCGCGCUUCAGAGAGCGUUAUCAAGAUGGUCAGCAGUGCUUGAAAGCUAAUGCUUCUGAUUCUUCUUCAUGGUUGAGUGUGGCAUAUGCUAUUCAUUGGGUGAUGCUGUUUUUUGUUUUUUUAAAUUUGGUCAUUGAUCAUCUCUGUACAUAGCCUGUCGAACUGUGCACUCUCAAGAAUUGAUGUUGUUGUAGUUCAAUGUCAUUUGUUUUUGCAAUAUUAUUCCGAGUUCUCCAGGGGUUUAAAUGAAGUUACAUCUGUUAUUAUCUGCUGA